UAACAUUACACAACUUAGCACCGGCCUCCACGUGUAACCAUGCCCCGCCAGCGCUCUGCCCCUGCGCCUGCUCGGUCUGCUUCGGCUGCGGCUUCGCGGCCGAAGCCAGCAUCCUCAUCUCCACCGCCUCCGGCGCCGCCAGCGGCGGCAGCCGCUUCUUCUGCGCCAACUUCGCCACCGCAGUCCUCGGGAGGCUGGUUCAGCAGGCCUGCCCCGCAGCCUGCUGCACCACAGCAUGCUGCUCCGCCUCCUAUGGCUGCCCCACCUUCGGCAGGUCCUCCUGUGGCUGCAUCCAGCGGAGGCGGCAUUAUGUCGGGCUUGAUUGGGACCGUCGUUCAGGGUGCUGCGCUGGGCACGGGUACGGCCAUCGCCCAUCGCGCCGUGGACGCAGUGCUUGGUCCGCGCACUGUCGUCCACGAGCACCAGGGUGCCCCUGCACCGGCUGCUCCGGUUGCUGCCGCAGCGCCGCCGGCUGAGGGUCCCUGCGCUGGUCAGGUUAAGGCGUUUGGCGACUGCAUGAGCAAGAACAGCGGUGACAUGGCCGCUUGCCAAUGGUAUUUUGAUGCCAUGCAGCAGUGCAAGCUUAGCAGCGCUUGAUCGGCUGCUUGGGCGUGCUAGGCAAUCUAGAGCGGAGAGCGUGACUAAGGACGAUCUUUGGAUACGCGUGUCAUUUUGUUUUUUUGCGUGCAGGGCUUGAGCGCUGUUUGCAUGCUGUGAGCUAGCUACUUAAGUCAAUUUAGUUUGUAGUUGCGUGUGUUUUGUGCUGUGUUGGUUCUCAUUCUGCAGACGUUCUGUUGGAGGGUUCAUCUUCUGUGUGCUGGAUGGUGUAUGAUUAGGGUCUUCCCUCGAAAAUAUCGUGGAUUCAUGCGCGAGUAUGGAGUCACGAGUAAGCGUGUGAAGCUUGCGUAAUUGAUGACAACUGACAGUACGUCUUGUUUCUGCGUGUGAUGUGUAGUUUGUUUUAACUUGUUUAAGUAAAUAGCAGGUAUUUCUCAAGUUCAAGGUGUUACUCUCCAAGAAGCAGCACGCUUGAGUACCCUUGCUUGUUGGUGUCCCCACCGACAACCUCGGGCUGUAGCAUGUCCAUGCAAACCAGUCUUUUAGCCAUGCGUGGGGUUUGUCCUGCUUGUAAUGGAUGUGGCAGUGG
Volvox carteri f. nagariensis is the source of this 1147-nucleotide messenger RNA. RefSeq lists its product as uncharacterized. Gene Ontology annotation, cellular component: mitochondrion; nucleus. Gene Ontology annotation, biological process: mitochondrion organization. NCBI's taxonomy places the organism in Eukaryota, Viridiplantae, Chlorophyta, Chlorophyceae, Chlamydomonadales, Volvocaceae. The record is from RefSeq and is a predicted model, not a curated record. The transcript has 4 exons. The coding region runs from base 40 to 597 and encodes 185 amino acids.